Apis florea (little honeybee) is the source of this 2156-nucleotide messenger RNA. RefSeq names its product sodium-independent sulfate anion transporter. NCBI's taxonomy places the organism in Eukaryota, Metazoa, Arthropoda, Insecta, Hymenoptera, Apidae. Gene Ontology annotation, biological process: transmembrane transport. The record is from RefSeq and is a predicted model, not a curated record. Gene Ontology annotation, cellular component: membrane.
AUGCGAUUUUUAUGCUGUUGUGAAGUAACAAAGCGAGUAAAUUUUAUAAUUAAUUUAAUCAUAUUAAUUAUACAGUGUUUUUCGUUACAAUUUCAUUUUGCAAAAAGAAUGUCUGGAACGGCAGGAUCUAUUCCAUUGGAAGAAUAUGUCUUGUCUAAAAAAGAUAACAAUAAAUCAAAUUUUUCAAUUGUUAAAUACAUAACAAUAUUAAAUUGGUUGCCAAAGUAUACUCGGUUGGAUGCAAUUUCCGAUUUUGUAGCUGGAUUUUCGUUAGGAUUAACCCUGAUACCUCAAAGUAUCGCAUAUGCUGCACUUGCAGGCUUAACAGCCCAGUAUGGUCUUUAUUCGUGCUUAAUGGGCAAUUUACUCUACCUUUUUUUCGGAACAAUUAAAGAAGUAUCGAUUGGUCCUUCAUCUUUGAUGUCACUUUUAACCUUGGAAUAUACGAGAAAUAUGUCAGUGGAUUUUGUCGUGCUUUUUUGUUUUCUCGCUGGAUGCGUAGAAUUACUGAUGGGUGUAUUACGUUUAGGUUUCUUAGUAGAUUUUAUAUCGAUACCCGUCACAUCAGGUUUUACUUCUGCUACUUCGAUUAUUAUUAUCAUUUCACAAUUGCAAGGACUUUUAGGAUUGAAAUUUAAAGCACACAAUAUUGUUGAUAAUCUGCGAAAAAUAUUUCAAAACAUCGAAAAUGUACGAGUAGCAGAUUUAAUUCUUGGACUUUGCAGUAUAGUAUUCCUUUUAUUUUUUAGACAACUAAAAGAUAUGAAUUGUUGUUUUGGAAAUGAUAAUAGUCAAACAAAGAAAAAAAAUAACAAGAUGUAUUUGAAAAAAGUCUUAUGGUUUUUCUCCAUCUGUCGUAAUGCUUUGGUGAUUUUAUUUACUUCCACGAUAGCUUUUUAUUUCGAAAAAAUAGGAUCUUCACCAUUCAUUCUUUCAGGAAAAAUACAAUCUGGACUUCCCAAUUUCUUACCUCCAUUUUCAUCUCAUAUUGGAAAUGAAACUUAUACUUUUUGGCAAAUGACUUCUCACAUAGGAUCGGGAAUAAUUGUAUUGCCCUUGGUAUCAGUGCUGGCAAAUGUAGCUAUUGCUAAAGCAUUUGCGAGUGGUAGUAAUGUAAAUGCGACACAAGAAAUGUUAACGCUCGGUUUGUGCAAUAUAUUCGGAAGUUUUGUUUCCUCGAUGCCAGCUGCCGGAGCGUUCACCAGAAGUGCUGUCAUUUCUGCCAGCGGUGUACGAACGCCUAUGGCUGGUAUAUAUGUCGGAAUUAUGACAUUACUGGCAUUGAGCUUCUUAACACCAUAUUUUUAUUAUAUUCCACGUUCCACGCUUUCAGCAGUGUUAAUAAGCGCGGUAGUAUUCAUCAUUGACUUGAAAAUAAUAAAGCUGUUGUGGAAAGGAUGCAAAAAAGAUGCUGUUGCUGCAAUAGUAACAUUUUUAGUUUGUGUGAUGUUUGGUGUUGAAUUAGGACUUUUAAUUGGUGCUCUGUUUAGUUUGGUUUUCUUUCUUCAACCAUCUGCUAGACCAAAAAUCAAAGUGAUUCAAUGCAAGACACAACUUGGAGAUAAAUAUAUAAUACUCAAACCAGAUAGUGGACUAUUUUAUCCUGCUGCGAAUUACUUUUGUAACAAAAUGAUGAAAAUAAUUCGCAAACAUGAUGAAAAUAAUAUAUUAUUUAUUAUUGAUUGUGAAAGAAUACAAAGUAUCGAUUACACAGCAAUAAAAGGAAUCGAAUUGUUAUCUGCAAAUAUCAAUGCUGAAAAAAAAAAAUUAUGGUUCAUGAAUAUUUCUUUACACACGUUUAAUAACAUUGAAGCUUUUGCAAAUAACAAAUAUUUCUAUUUUAUUGAUGAUGAAGAUAAAAUAUCUUCCAUUUUUCAUGAUGGUAUUUUAGAUGGCACAGAAACAACGAAAGGACAAUUUUUAGAAAACAUGAAAGAACAUGGAACAUUCAUGUAUACUAACGAUAAUAAAAAAGAAUCAGAAAUACUUCCGAAAUUUGUAACAAACUCUGCAGAUGGCACAGAAGAAAUUGCAUUAAUGUUAACAUCUUCGCAAGAAACUAAACAAAAUUGAUAUAUCAUUUUUGUAGUAUUAUUAUUUCCUUAUUCUCAAUUAAUAUUUUUGAUAAGAAAUGUUAUAAAUAAUAUGAAAUAAGG